This is a messenger RNA of Prorocentrum cordatum, 1378 nucleotides long. The record is from the annotation of a GenBank genome assembly. NCBI's taxonomy places the organism in Eukaryota, Dinophyceae, Prorocentrales, Prorocentraceae.
GCCGCGGCUCAUGCUCGCCAAUGCCGUGCGUUGCAGCUGGGAUUCAGUCGUCGCCCCCUCCGUGUACCUCUUCGGCUUCACGAUCUACUUCCACCUGCUUGUGCACGUCACUUGCCGACCAAGCUCAUCCCGCUCUACCCGCUGGGCGUCUGCGGCAGCCAUGAGCUCCAAGAGGUCGCGGACUUCAUCCAGCGGCAUCGUGUGCAAGAUGGGCCCCAUCAUGGUGCUGGACCUCUGCGCGCUGCGCUGCCCGUCCGAGCUGACCUACGUCACGGAGCUGGCCCUCUGCCACCACCCGCACGUCACGAACACCGCGCUGCUGACCCCGACGCCGAUGGUGUCGCUGACGCUCUUCUGCAUGACUUUCGCCACGUCCCUGGAGCCGCCCGUGGCCGUGUUCCCCGUGGCGAUGCCGCGCCUGAAGCUCUUUGCAACGGUGCUGGACCGCUUCCCCAACACGUUCCUAUACAUGGAGCUGGGCCUCUUCCUCGGCGUCGCGCUGGCGCUCCUGAACCUGCUCUGCAUCCCACUGCCGCCGGUGGUGCUCAUCCUCGUGACGCUGGUGAUGUCCCCGAUGCUCGUCGGCCCGCCGUGCAUGCCGCUGCCGCUGGUGGCGCUCAACCUCGUGAUGUUCCUGUUUCGCGAGCCGCCGCUGCUGGUGGCGCCCGACCUCGUGCUGCUGGCGAUGCCCGCGCUGCUCUCCGUCCACUUGUCCGCGAAUGGCAUCGAGCUGACACUGCUGCCCGUGAUGAUGCCGCCGCUGGUGGCGACCCAGUCCCCGAAGACACCGCCGAGUGCGGCGAACAACAUGUUCUCGCAGCCGCCUUGCGUGGCGACCUUCCCGUACAAGAUCUUCCUGACCAUGAUCGAGAACACCUGCACGACAAUCCUCACGGACACUUGCAUGAAGUACACCUGCCUGGAGCACACCUGCAUGACAAUCCUCAAGUACACUCGCAUGAAGUACACCUGCAUGCCGUUCACCUGCACAGAGAACACCUGCAUGAAGACGCUCGCCGCGAUCCUUCCGAAGACGAUCGACAUGACUGGGCGGUCCCUGGCGUCGAGUACCUUCGUCGAUCCGACCUUCUUCAACUCCGCUGCUGCUGCACGGCUCAUGCUGAUCUGGCAGAUCGUCUGGUGGAUCCCGAAGAAGGCCUGCGUGGUGCUGCUCGUACCGUCCCGCCGCCUGGAGUGCCUGACGCUGUACCCCACACACAAGCUCCUCCUGCCACUGCCGCUGGUGGCGAACGACCCCGCCAGGAAGCCGCCCGUGCCUGUCCCGAAGAAGCCCUACAUGAUCCUGUUCAUGCCGUCCCGCCGCCUGGAGUGGCCGACGCUGUUCCCCACGAACAUGCUCUUCCUGCCGCUGCCGCUG